AUGGCUGACUACCAGUACGACCAACGCCGCUAUGGCCCCCCGGGCAACACGCAACGAGAUGCCGCCUUCUCCAACAUCUUCGGCGCUGCCCCUCCGCCCGGCCGAUCACAGACCAUGACCUCGUCGGGCGGCGAGGGACCACCGCCACGAAUGCCACCACAACACGAUGGCCGGACGCAUACCAUGUCGUCAAGUAUGUCCAUGCAGCACGAUAUGCAGCGCCGCGCCCCGCCCAGACCCCAGCGUGGCUACGAAGAGUCCAUGACCAGAACCCGCACCAUGGACACGAGCACUGCCAACGGCUACUACCAAAGCCAGAGGAACCCUUCCGGUGGCUAUCCUCCCCAACAGUACAGCAGAGGGCCGAUGCCUGCCCCCGACAGGCGGCCUUAUCCGGGACCACCACCGCAGCAAGGCGGAGGUCCUCCCCCGCGGUUCGAUUCCAGGGCACCGUCCAUGCAAGGUCAGGGAUAUGCUCCUCGGGCGGCACCGCCGAGAUUCUACCAGGGAGCGCCCCAGAACUCCUCGGCGGCGCUUCGAGACGAUCCCUAUCGGUCACAGUCUCUGGCGAGUGCGCCUCGGCCCAAUGCAUACCAACCGCCGCCUGCCUAUAACCAACCACCGCCGCCCAACAAUUUCCGAGGUGCUCCGAACAAUGCGCCGCCGGCAUCACGGACGACGGCACAGGGCCGCGUCGUCCCGGAACGACACGAUGAUCGCGCCAUGUCCAUGACCGGCUACCCCCCGCCAGACCGAGACGCUCACCAAACCAUGAGCGGUCGAAUUAUUCCCAACCGCGCGAGAGCCCCCUCGAACGAGACACCCACCAUGAACGGCUUCUCUCAGUACAAUGGAUACGGCCCCGCCCCCGGUGCGGCGACCCGAACUAUGAGCAUGGCCUCCUCGACUGUCGCAGGCGACCACAGCAGAACGAUGUCAAUGGCUAGUACCAUUACAACGUCUGAGUCCCCUGACGACUCUCGCAGCAAAGACCUUGUUCACCGGCCUUCAGUGUCUUCGAGAUCGAUCGACGGCGAGAGGCCACCGACUGCCAAAAUCCGACCGCCCUUGGUGUACCCAGCCUUGCUCUCCAGAGUGGCAGAGAAGUUCCGUCAGAAGAUCAUCACGGGUGACAGGACCAAGAACGAGCUGACUUACAAGAAUGCGUUCAGCGGCUCCGAGGCUGUUGACGUACUCUCGUAUAUCAUCAGGACCACGGACAGAAACUUGGCCCUGCUCCUUGGUCGUGCACUCGACGCGCAGAAGUACUUCCACGAUGUCACCUACGAGCACCGGCUACGAGACUCUACAUCCGAGAUGUACCAAUUCAGGGAAACCUUGAUGGACGAACCCGAAGACAAACCCCCCGUGAACGGAGUCUUCGUGCUGCUCUCCGAGUGUUACUCACCCACUUGUACACGGGACCAACUUUGCUAUUCCAUAGCUUGCCCGCGAAGGUUGGAGCAGGUCUCGAGACUGAACUUGAAGAUGCAACCUGGAUUGAAGAGGGAGGACGACGCUGUCGCUAACGAAGACGAUAUCGACCAGACCGACGAGCAGAAGCUUUGGAUCAACACGGUGCCCAAGGAGAUCGCCGAGAGUGUGGACGACAGAGAAAAGAAGAGGCAGGAGGUCAUAUCCGAGAUUUGCUAUACUGAAAGAGACUUCGUCAAGGAUUUGGAAUACCUGCGCGAUUUCUGGAUCCUGCCCCUGAGAUCCAAGAACUCGCCAAUUCCAGCCGCGAGGAGGGAAAAGGUGGUUCGGAACAUUUUCAGCAAUAUCAUCGACCACCCGGCCAUUCACACCGUCAGUUCACGCUUCGCCAGGUCCCUGACGGAAAGGCAGCAGAAGAAUCCCGUGGUACGAAACUUGGGCGAUAUCUUCCUAGAGUUUGUACCACAGUUUGAACCGUUUAUCCUGUAUGGCUCCAAGCAGCUUGAAGCCAAGUUCGAAUUUGAAAACGAGCGCUCUGGCAACCCCUUCUUCUCCAAGUUUGUGGACGAGAUCGAGCGGCGGAAGGAAUCGAGGAAGCUCGAGCUCAACGGUUACUUGACCAAGCCAACAACGCGAUUAGCACGAUAUCCGCUCCUCCUGGAGAACGUUCUGAAAUAUACGGAGGAGGGCAACAAGGACAGGGAGGACAUCCCCAAGGUCCUUACUACGAUCCGUGACCUGCUGAGCAGAGUCAACGCCGAGUCUGGUAAGGCCGAGAACAGAUUCAACCUGCGGCGCCUUCACGAUCAAUUGCGCUUCCGCCCACAAGAUCGUGUGGAUCUAAGACUUACCGAGGACGGACGAGAACUUGUCUUCAAGACUGUGUUUAAGAAGGCACCUAGCGACCCCACAGACAUCACAGCCUUCCUGUUCGACCAUGCAGUUCUGUUAGUGAGAAUCAAGCAGGCUGGUAAGACGGAGGAGGUCAAGGCGUACAGAAGGCCUAUCCCACUCGAGCUGUUGUCAAUCAGAGAGAUGGACGAGGUCAUACCUCAGCAUGGGAUGAAGCGUUCAUCAUCCAGCUUAAUACCACUUCGAGCAGGUAACGCCGACAACAAGAAGACCGAAGGCUACCCUAUUACCUUCCGCCAUCUGGGAAAGAAUUUCUACGAGCAAGUCCUAUACGCUUCCAACCAAUCCGCAAGAAAAAAGUGGCUGGAGUUCAUCGACAAUGCGCAACAGCGCUUGCGGGCCCGUGCCGAUUUCUUCAACGUGACCAACAUAUCAAGCGGAUUCUUCGGAACUGGCAACCAAGUUAACACAGUCACACCCUGCGAUGGUGGCCGCAAAUUGAUCUAUGGUACAGACACGGGUAUCUUUGUCACUGACCGCAAGAACAAGGAUGCACCACCUAGACGUGUUAUUGAAGUCACAAGUGUCACGCAGGUCGAUGUCCUGGAAGAGUACGGUCUUCUCCUGGUCUUAUGCAAUAAGACUCUCAUGUCGUUCUCCAUGGCCGCACUAGAACCGAAUGAGCCCGCGACUUCGAAGCGAGGCAAGAAGAUUCAGAGUCACUGUACCUUUUUCAAGGCGGGUAUCUGCUUAGGUCGCCAUCUUGUCUGCUGUGUCAAGUCUACCGCCCUCUCGACGACCAUCAAAGUUUACGAGCCCAACGAUGCUAUGAGCAAAGGCAAGAAGCAGAAGGGCUUCGGUAAGAUGUUCAAUGCGGGACAGGACGAACUCAAGGCCUUCAAGGAAUUUUAUAUCCCGACAGAAUCCACGUCUGUCCAUUUCCUGAAGAGCAAGCUAUGUGUGGCCUGUUCUCGAGGGUUUGAGGUUGUCUCUCUCGAAACUCUGGAGACACAGAGCCUUCUGGACCAGGCUGAUACGUCACUGGACUUUGUGGCCCGCAAGGAAGGCGUCAAGCCCAUCCACAUCGAGCGUCUCAACGGCGAAUUCCUGCUAAACUAUACCGACUUCUCCUUCUUCGUUAAUCGCAAUGGAUGGAGAGCGCGACCCGAUUGGCGUAUCGACUGGGAGGGCACACCGCAAUCAUUUGCGCUGAGUUACCCGUGGAUAUUGGCUUUUGAACCCAACUUCAUCGAGAUUAGAAAUAUCGAGAAUGGAGCUGUGCACAUCGUGCCACAUAAGAAUAUCAGGAUGUUGCAUAGUAGUACGCAUGAGAUCUUGUUUGCGUACGAAGACGAAGGCGGCCAGGAUGUCGUGGCAGCCAUCGAUUUCUGGAAGAACAACCGGAGGUCCGAGAUGCCCUCGCAGGAGAAGGGACAGGGCAUCCAUUAG
This is a messenger RNA of Neoarthrinium moseri, 3735 nucleotides long. RefSeq lists its product as uncharacterized. Bases 1 to 3735 code for a protein of 1244 amino acids. The transcript has 4 exons. The record is from RefSeq and is a predicted model, not a curated record. Gene Ontology annotation, biological process: intracellular signal transduction. Lineage: Eukaryota; Fungi; Ascomycota; Sordariomycetes; Amphisphaeriales; Apiosporaceae. Gene Ontology annotation, molecular function: guanyl-nucleotide exchange factor activity.